Messenger RNA from Vanessa tameamea, 1138 nucleotides. Its product is annotated as aldo-keto reductase AKR2E4-like. NCBI's taxonomy places the organism in Eukaryota, Metazoa, Arthropoda, Insecta, Lepidoptera, Nymphalidae. Gene Ontology annotation, molecular function: oxidoreductase activity. The transcript is spliced from 9 exons. The record is from RefSeq and is a predicted model, not a curated record. The coding region runs from base 45 to 1064 and encodes 339 amino acids.
UAUCGUAUCUUAUAACCGGUGGAGUUGAGUUGGAGAGUGUAAUAAUGUUUUAUUUCUCUAUAAUUUUGGCAAGUUUUAUCAUAAAUGGGCGGUGCCAACAAACAGAUGGCGGGAAAGCGCCAAGGAUACUUUUGAACGAUGGCAACACUAUACCAGCUAUUGGACUUGGCACAUUCUUAGGGUUUGACGAACACGGCCAGAAGAAAGUGGAACCUCGUGAAAUAGAAAUUCCAGUCACAUGGGCUCUUAACGCAGGGUAUAGGUUAAUAGACACAGCAUACAUCUAUGGAAAUCAGGAUCAAAUUGGGGUGGCGAUUCGGAAAUCAGAUGUCCCCAGGGAGAACAUUUUCAUCGUAACCAAAUUGGACAUGCACGACCAGAGAAACGUCAUAUCAGCACUGAAGAAAUCUCUGCAUCAACUCAAUACGCCCUAUGUGGACUUAUUUUUGAUUCAUUUCCCAAUUGCUUUUAAGCCGAAUUCAGAGGAAUUUGAUGUGAUUGACUACUUGGACACUUGGAAGGAUAUGGAAGAAGCGAAACGUCAAGGCUUAGCCAAGUCAAUAGGCAUAAGCAACUUUAAUAUUAGUCAAAUUGAAAGAUUAUUGGCUCACUCCGAGGUAAAACCAGCCGUGUUGCAAGUUGAGGUCAAUCUAAAUUUUGCUCAAAACAAACUUAUAAAGUUCGCAAAGGAUAAUGGUAUAACGGUCAUGGCGUAUUCGCCGUUUGGAUCUCUAUUCUCAAACAGUUCCAUUCCUCCCCCUCCGAGGGUCCAUGAUCCCUUGCUCAAUUCUCUGGCCGAGAAGUAUCGCAAGACUGUACCACAAAUUGUUUUAAGAUACCUUACCCAAAGAGGCGUUGUACCAAUCCCGAAAUCGACACACAAGGAUAGAAUCGAGAAAAAUGUCGACAUUUUCGAUUUUGAACUAUCUCCGGAUGAAAUGGACAUGCUAAGUAAUUUUAAUAAGGACUACAGACUGGUAUGGCCGAGCUUUUGGCAGGACCAUCCUUACUACCCCUUCGAGAAAAAAUCUAAGCCCGACCCCAAUCCCUUCCAUGCAGAUUGAAACUAAAUAAUCUUAAAAUUUGCAUUUUGGAUGCCUUUUAUUUCGGAGGAAUUAGAAAGACAUGUUUAAUCAUA